Leucoraja erinaceus (little skate) is the source of this 2185-nucleotide messenger RNA. RefSeq names its product calpain-A-like. The coding region runs from base 255 to 2015 and encodes 586 amino acids. Gene Ontology annotation, biological process: proteolysis. The record is from RefSeq and is a predicted model, not a curated record. The transcript has 12 exons. Gene Ontology annotation, molecular function: calcium-dependent cysteine-type endopeptidase activity. Lineage: Eukaryota; Metazoa; Chordata; Chondrichthyes; Rajiformes; Rajidae. Gene Ontology annotation, cellular component: cytoplasm.
UUCUCUAUUGUCUAUUGACCCUUUCUGACAUGAUACUUUAUGGACGAGGUAUUUAAAGCAUCUUUUUUGUCGGGGACUACUCAGAACAAAAGAAACAUCGCUCCCAGAAUGCGGGCAUUGCCAACGCAUCAUCUCAUAGCAACAGGGGAAGUUGAUCACAGUUUACCAACGGCCUUCUUGAAUAUCUUAUUACAGUCUAUAUAACAGGUUACUCCAGCGUCCAUUGCGCGGUACAAGGUUAGACUCCGUGCUGAAUGGGGAGCAGUUGUUCGUGUAUCCACACCACGGUAACGCAGAUCCAUUUCUUGCAGGCUAACGCACCCAGCGGGAGCAGCAGUGAAGACAAGAGCGGGCAGGAGAUGAAAGGGUACGAGACGGAGGGAGGGGCGGAAGCUCAAGUAGACAGUGGGAAAUGGAACUUGCUCACUGGGGAGGUGAAAGCACUGUUGAACAUUUGCCCAAGAAACAACGACGUGGAUGCGCUAAUGAACCAAGUCAACGAAAUGCUGAAAACAGAUGACAACUUAAACAUUGAGUCGAACUAUGAGAACAUUGUAAAAGAACUCGAGAAAACCGGAGAGCUUUGGCGAGAUCCUGAAUUUCUUCCUGAGCCUUCAUCACUAACCUAUGAGCACAUGGCCCCAGAAGGAAUCGAAUGGAUCCGCACUUUGGACCUACAUGAAAAUCCUUUCUUCAUGACAGACGGAGUCAGCAAAAGUGACAUCGUGCAGGGUGAGCUGGGUGACUGCUGGUUUUGGGCAUCGGUGGCUACAAUCGCCAACUACAGAAGAUUAACGGAGCGAGUCAUUCCAUCAGGUCAAUUUAUCACCGGCAGCUCUCCAUAUUAUGGAAUCUUUCGCUUCCGAUUCUGGCAAUUUGGGAAGUGGGUAGAAAUUUUGGUGGACGAUUAUUUGCCAACAAGGAUUGGACAACUUAUUUACGCCAAAUCCGAGGCCAGUAAUGAAUUUUGGCCGUCGCUUUUUGAAAAGGCUUUUGCAAAGUUGCACGGUUCCUAUAAAGCGAUUGAGGGAGGGUGGACGCUGGACGCGCUGACCGACCUGACAGGCGGCGUGGGGGAAAUCUACAGGUUCUCGGAGUACGCUGACCGAUACGAGGAGCUGUACGACCAUCUUGCUGCGGCCUCCAGGAAGAAUGCGCUGAUGGCCUGUGGAACUGGGAAGGGAGAUGGAAAGUCUGGAGCUCAAGAUGGUUUAAUCGCCGGCCAUGCCUAUGGGGUGACUGCAGUAAGAAAGCUGACCACUCCAAGAGGGAGAGUGCCCCUUGUUCGGAUCCUCAACCCAUGGGGAUCAGGGAAAAAGAUGGAAUGGACUGGGGAUUGGAGUGAUGACUCCCCCCUGUGGGAUCAAAUCCCAACGUGGACUAAAGAAUCAUUUGGAUUUACCAAGAAGGAUGAUGGCGAAUUCUGGAUGAAGUUCGAUGACUUCUGCCGAAAGUUUGCAAAUAUCACAGUUCUGACCCUGGGCCCUGACUUUGAUGGUGAUGGAGGUGCAGAUGCUGGCAGCCUGCAGGAGGUAACGGGCCAGUGGGUGGCUGGAAUCAACGCAGGAGGAUGCAGGAAUAACAUGACCAAGUACAGCUGUAAUCCUCAAUAUCCCAUCACCAUUGCAGAGAGAGAUGCUCACACCGACUUUGAUGACGACCAAGAGGAUCGGGAAUGUUCUAUUUUAAUCUGUUUAAUCCAGAAUUACAGACGGACAAGCAGGAAGCUUGGACUCUUGAUGAGUCCCAUUGGGAUCCAGAUUUACAGAUCUUGCGAUCCUCUGAAGGUUUUAACUGCGAAACACUUCACACACGACGGGGAGGUUUCGGAUUCGGGAGCGUACGUGGCGCAGAGAAGCAUCACCCUCCGCUGCAAACUCACGCCGGGACAUUACGUGAUCAUUCCCAGCACCUUCGUGCCAGACACCGAUGAGGCUUUCAUGCUGCGCAUCUUCACUGACGCUCCGAUUCAGUCUCACCAGGGAUUCAACCUUGCAGAAGAAGCAGUGGACUAACCAUUCAAGGCCUGCUGAGAAGCGGCGAGACCGAGGACUUAAGAGGAAGAACAUACACUGGUGCAUGACAGAGCCAACACAAGGGCUUAGAAUAUCAGUGCAAUAGCCAUCACAGUGGUGCAAACAGACUUCAGUGUGCGGAUAAUAUCAUUAUAUAUUGUGUUUUUAAA